GGAAGCCUCCACCCGACUUUCUUCCAAAUGGCAAAGGCUUCGGAGAAAACCAGGCAAGCGCGGCGUGCACGCAGCCACCCCCAAAUAACCAACCGGGGUCCCGACAUCCCAACGGUCCCUUCAUCUUUCAUCAUUCCGGAAUGUCACCCAAAGACAGAAUGGAAACAGACUGCAAUCCCAUGGAGCUAAGCAGUAUGUCGGGGUUCGAGGAAGGCUCAGAGCUUAAUGGCUUUGAAGGAACUGACAUGAAAGACAUGAGGCUGGAAGCUGAAGCAGUUGUGAACGACGUUCUCUUUGCUGUGAACAACAUGUUUGUCUCGAAAAGCCUACGCUGUGCAGAUGACGUGGCCUAUAUCAAUGUGGAAACAAAGGAAAGGAACAGAUACUGCCUGGAGCUCACUGAAGCAGGACUCAGGGUAACUCGGUUUUCUUCGCACACUCACCCAAAAGUGGUAGGUUACGCUUUUGACCAGGUGGAGGAUCACUUGCAGACUCCCUACCACGAAACCGUCUAUUCUCUGCUGGACACACUCAGCCCUGCCUACCGGGAGGCGUUUGGAAAUGCGCUGCUUCAGAGACUAGAAGCUUUGAAAAGGGACGGACAGUCUUGACUAAGUUGUUUCCUGUCAGAUGGGGCUGCUUCUGGUACAGAAUGUCCACAUGAAACUUGAAGUUUUUGCACAUGGUCAUAAUUGAAAAUGCUUCUUCAGUUCUGUGUGUUUAUCAUUUGCUUCAGAUUUAGGCUUUUGGCUUAGAACAUCAGUGACCUAAUCAGUUGUCUUAGUUUCUGAUUCAUUAAGGGAAUUCUGAGGCCAUUGCUAUGACACCAUCAUAGGACAUAAGAUUUCUUCAUAUAAUUUCUCUGCAUCUCAGAACCUAAUCAGUGUUUCAUUCUCUUAUUACAGGGCUUUGAUGCUGCCAGCACUCUCUUUUACAUAUGAAAUUCUAGAUUUGCACAGUAAUAAUAGGAAUUAGAAUUACCUAACUUCAAACAUGGAUUCAGCCUGCUAAAUCAGGGGUUUACUACUAGCUUGGACUGACUUUGUAGUGAUUAUUUUGCUACUGGCCUUAUUGGAAACAAACUAUUGACUAGUUUCCCCUGCACAAAUUUUGAGAUUCACUGCUUCACUUAAUCUAUUUAUAUUGCUAAUAUGGUUUGAAAAGAUGAAUGACUUAUAUGUUCUAGCUAGUAUUAAAUAAAAACAGGGACCGAAGUCGUGCUUGUGCUCCUUGUUUGCAGCAGCCAGCCAGCUAAGCAGAAGAUGAACCGUUAGCAAAUGAAUGUAAUAACUACUUGUUUCCAAGACAUCUAAGCACAUAAGCAAAUAUAGGAACAGGCUUCAUUCCCAACAAAAAGCAUCCUCAAUGUGUGUGAUUGAAAAGAAGAUUCUGGUUUCCUAGAAGACAAUAUUUUGGCCUGUGUUAAUUCUUAUUCUGAAUGUUUGUUUACAUAAUGUACAGUAUAUAUUCAGAAAGUAUUUUUGCUUCAACAUUUACUUUCUAUAACGUAGUGCUUUGGUAUUCCCAUGGCACCCCUCCUCCCCAGUAGAUGGACAGUGUUCUAUCUCAGUGCUAAAUGUACAGUGUAAUGUGAGUGCAUUGUAUGGGUUUGAAACCAAAGGAUGAAUGAAGCAUUCAGAGACUUAAUAUUUGAAAAAGAGAUACUCUGUAUUUUAUAUUUUACUACAGGUACUAAAAUUUAUAAACUUAAUAAAAUGUCCAUUGCUGCUGCAUGUUUUCAAGUACAUGUCGAACAAUAAGGAUUGAGGAAUUUUUUUAAUAGUCACCUGAAGCAGCUGCUGUAGAAAUAUUGAACUAAAAUUCUGUUUCCAGACACACCUUCAUGAAUUUGUCAUUUGCAGAUUUUUUUUCUGGUCAUUAUUUGAAAAAUAGGCAUUUCUAGGUUCCAAAGAUCACAUGAGGGCUAUGGGUGUAUCUCAGUGCUAGAGCAGUACUUGCCUAGCAUAUGUGAGGUCCUGGGGUUCAAUCCCCAGCACCAAAAAAGGAAGAAAAAGGAUCACUGGACCAGAGCAAAUUAAAGUUCAGUUUUCUGUCAUUAUCCCUGUCAGAGCUCACUGAAAUGCGUGUGAUGGAUAACGUAUGUUCACUCUCGACUUUAUUUUCAGACGCUUAACUGGGCAGUGAAGUCUAACUUCAGGUUGAACUUUCUCAUGCUUAAUCUCAGGCUAAAUGUAAAUGAUAUUUGUAAAGUUUGAAUAAAAUUCUGUUUAUCAUUUUUUGAGUUAACUAUGAAGAAAAGCAGUUGUGUUUAAAAAUUGAAAUUGUUCAUUUUGUGAUAAAUGAUUGAUUCCAAAA
Marmota monax (woodchuck) is the source of this 2316-nucleotide messenger RNA. RefSeq names its product GSK3B interacting protein (gene Gskip). Gene Ontology annotation, cellular component: cytoplasm. Gene Ontology annotation, biological process: regulation of canonical Wnt signaling pathway. NCBI's taxonomy places the organism in Eukaryota, Metazoa, Chordata, Mammalia, Rodentia, Sciuridae. Gene Ontology annotation, molecular function: protein kinase A binding; kinase regulator activity. The record is from RefSeq and is a predicted model, not a curated record. The transcript has 3 exons. The coding region runs from base 141 to 611 and encodes 156 amino acids.